AACGAAAAAACAGAAAAAGGAAAACGAAAGGAGUUGGUGUGUUAGUCUCUUAACUGGGGGUCUCCAUUGAAGACCUGCUUCUCUUUUAUCCAUGACUACACCACCUUCACGUCAGGGAAUCUCUGCGCCUGGCAUUAAAGUCUCUCAGUUCAAUUUCAGAUUCCUCUGCACUGCCGGUAAACGGUUCCAAAACUUCUUUAGAAUCAAAUUUCCAAGACCAACCUAAGGAAGAGGAGGCCAUUUCUGGGUUGUUUUCUCCACCUCGAUCUCAAAUGGGUCGGAAGUCAAGCGACUCCGAAGCUAGCCGUUGGGCUCUUCUGAUCCUUCUAUUGAUCGGUCUCGCCUCCUGUUCUCUGGUUUAUAUGUGUAUAUCCGUGGUGUUUAGACCCAAGAUCAUUCCUUCGGUUGUAGACUUGGAUUCAGAGGUAUUAUCGUCAUCUAUGACUAAUGAAGAUUUGGAAGGAGUUUCCGGGUCAGAGGAGGGGGAGUGUUGCAAGGGGAUCGAGAAUUUGGAGCUUUGGGGGGCUGCUGUGAAGUGGGGUUCGGAUUUCAAGUUUAAUACUUCUGAGGAGUGUUGUCAGGCAUGCAAGGCGAUGUGCAGCGGCGGAGACGGACCUUGCUUGUGCGAUACGUGGGUCUUUUGCGGAAGCAGAGAAACUUGCGGUCCGAAGUUUGGUGAGUGUUGGUUGAAGAAGCAGAGGGAUACAUUAGCUCCCGAUCAUCAUUUGUCAGGAGAGCCGCAGAUUUGGACUUCUGGGCUUAUUUUUGGAAAAGGAGAAGGCAUCAUUGGCCUUGAAACAGAAUAUGGAGUCCUACAUAUAAAACUUUUCCCGGAUUGUGCACCACAUUCUGUGGCUUACAUUCUUGAGCUGUUGGGAUUGCAUCAUUGUGCGGGCUGCCAAUUAUAUCGUGCAGAAGGCCGCGGAAGCUCUUGGGAUUCAGAAGGAAACCACAUUAGCAACGCUCCUCUUGGCCCCCCGUUUGCACUGCUACAGGGAACACUUGAAGCCCAAGGAACCACAUUUAAGAAAAUUCCAACUGAAGCUUGCCCAGCUAUAAGAAGAGGGUCGGUUGCAUGGGUUGGCUCUGGUCCAGAGUUUUUUAUAAGCCUAGCGAACCACGAUGAGUGGAAAAAAGCCUACACUGUUUUUGGUUCUGUUCUUCCAGAAGAUAUGGAAAUUGCGGAAAAAAUUGCGCAGCUUCCUACCAAACCAGAUUUGUGGAAUAACAUUGAAGUUUCAGUCUUGGAGAAACCUAUCCCCUUGUCAUUCCGGAGAAUCAAGAUGAGUCAUGGAGACCUAAAUCUCUUGAAUGGUUCUUAGGUGUUAGGAUGUCCUCAACCUUCUGGUUUUGUUUUCACACUUAGUCUCCAGUUUAUGGGCGUAAUGAUAUUGUACAAGCUUGAAUGCAUUCAGUUUUGUAUGCCUAUUAGUUUACAGAUAUUUGAAUCCCCAGAUUAUUAACAUCCAGUGUUAGAUAUACAAGCCUUGGUUGUAAUUCCUUUUAGGCAACUCUCUUGGUGGAUAACACGUUACUUGCAGAAGUCUAA
Messenger RNA from Nelumbo nucifera (sacred lotus), 1549 nucleotides. RefSeq lists its product as uncharacterized. Gene Ontology annotation, biological process: protein peptidyl-prolyl isomerization. The record is from RefSeq and is a predicted model, not a curated record. Gene Ontology annotation, molecular function: peptidyl-prolyl cis-trans isomerase activity. Lineage: Eukaryota; Viridiplantae; Streptophyta; Magnoliopsida; Proteales; Nelumbonaceae.